Molecule: messenger RNA, 1026 nt
Organism: Dentiscutata erythropus
Lineage: Eukaryota; Fungi; Glomeromycota; Glomeromycetes; Diversisporales; Gigasporaceae
Source: the annotation of a GenBank genome assembly
AUGCGUUUACAUGAGUAUUUGAUCCAAAUUGGAGUAAAGAAAAAUGUUUUAUUAAGAUUAUCUACAAAAGCAAAAAAGCUUAAUACAACAAGUUUAACCCUUGUAAAUGAUGAUAACUAUGAAAUAGAAACAUGUGAUCUUACUACUCUAGCAAGUGAUGCUUCCGAAUCUGAAGAAAAACUUGAUUUGAAUUUUAAUGAAAAAGGAUAUCAUGAAAGAGAAUAUAAUUUUAAUGAUGAUGAGUCUUUAUCUAGUGAAGAAGUUGAAUACGAAUAUAAUUAUAGUGUUUUUAUUAAAUCUGAAAAUAGAACAUCUCUUCCAGCAAAAUGGUAUAUUGCCAAAGUAUCUACAGUUGAUAAGCUACUCUCUAAAAUUCAUAUAAAUAUUGAAACUUUAAUGGGGAAUAAACUAGUUGAUCCAAAUGACUAUCGUAUUGCAUUCAAAUCUGAAAAAGCAGCUGGAGCGGAUAAUAAUAUUGUUUCAGAUUCAAGAAACAAAAAUUCUAUUUCUAAAACUUCAAAUCUAUCAUCACUUGAAUUAUCAAUUGCAAAAAAUGUUUUAGAAAUUUGCAAAGAAAACCAUUGUAUAAUUUAUAAUCGACCAUGCUUAAAUAAAAAUGGAGCUAAAGAAAAUCAUAUUAAAAUCACUUUCAUAAUGUUUUCGAUUUGGAAUAAAGCAAUGGCAUCACUAACAGAACCACCCACACAUCCUUUAUUCACAUAUAAACAUUUAACAAAAACAAAAACAUCUUCACAACUGCAAUCUACUAAUCUAAUACAACAAGCUAAUUUAAUGCAACAAGCUAGCUUAAUACAACAAUCACUUUUUCUGGGUCAACAUUAUAUACCAAAUUUAUUUUAUAAUCCAUUUUCAACAUAUAAUUCCUUUGGAAUACCUUUUUCAACACCAAUUCAAUUAUCUUUACAACAAACAUUAUCUAUAAUUGAAAAUUUUUUAAAAUUUGUAGAUGAAAGCAAAAAUACUAAAGAUUAUUAUCAAAAAUUUUUAUCAAAAUUUAAGCAAUAA